This is a messenger RNA of Dicentrarchus labrax (European seabass), 1288 nucleotides long. RefSeq names its product G-protein coupled receptor 4-like. The transcript is spliced from 4 exons. Gene Ontology annotation, molecular function: G protein-coupled receptor activity. The record is from RefSeq and is a predicted model, not a curated record. Bases 78 to 947 code for a protein of 289 amino acids. NCBI's taxonomy places the organism in Eukaryota, Metazoa, Chordata, Actinopteri, Moronidae. Gene Ontology annotation, biological process: phospholipase C-activating G protein-coupled receptor signaling pathway; positive regulation of Rho protein signal transduction. Gene Ontology annotation, cellular component: membrane.
GGACAACUCAUCAGAUGUGGGUGUAGGGAACUCAUUCAGUUGGGCUCUUGCAGGUUUUUAAGGUUUCACCCUGAAGAAUGGAAGAUUUCUACAUUAACAACACCUCGCUGGCCAACAGCUAUAAUUACAGCAACAUCACCUCCAACAAUAAGGAUAACAAAGAGGUUAACUUUAACCUGCGUGUGAUCUUUUACAUAAUCAUUUGUAUCGGCCUUCUUUUUACCCUCAUGGCCAUCUAUGCUCUUUAUUCUCAGGUGCGAAAUGAUCACGUUGCUCCAAUCUACGUCAUCAACCUCUUCAUUUCUGACCUCAUUCAGCUCUGCUACUUGAUCGUUUGGGUGGCACUACGUGGGGAUCAGAAGAUAGUUCAAAUUUUAGAAUUAAUCGCUGGUUGUUGUCUGUUGGCCAGUGUCGGCUUCAUGGUGUGUAUCGCCCUGGAAAGGUAUUUGGUCAUCGCCUUCCCGCUGUGGUACCGCUUCAGACGAACCAUCAAGACCUCUGUGGUGGUCUGUGUCGUGGUCUGGGUCAUUCCUUUAUUCGUUAAGCUCCCUUUCAUUUUCUUGGAUGAUUUUAACGUUAAAUUCAUUAUCUUCGGUGUCUUCCUCCUCUUUCCUUUCCCACUGUUGAUAUUCUUCCUCGGUGGGACCCUCAAAGCCCUGUCUGCCAGCCGAGUCCCCUCUGAUGAAAAACGAAGAAUUGUGGGAGUUUUGGUUCUGGUGCUGCUUAUUUACACUCUGCUGUUCCUGCCCAGCAUCAUUAGGUCGUUGACAGAGGAAACAAGAAGGUGUUUUACCUUGAAUAUUGUGUCUUCCGUGUUUCUUUGCUUGAAUCCUUUUGCAGACGCAGUUCUGUAUGUUUUCAUGAGGAAAGGGACCAUAGACAAGCUUUUGGCCUCUGUGUGUUGUUGCAGAAUGAACAGCAAUGAUAUCAGCAGUUCAUCAGUAUGAAUGAUAACAACAUUUACACAGUCAGCUUCAUGUAGGCAGAGAAAGAGGGAGAGAGAGAAAGAGAAGAAAACAGAAGGAGAAAUGUAGGCAAAGGCUUAUAGGCUUCAACAGAUUUAAAUAAGAUACAAAUUCUUAUUAGUUUAUUAUCUGUUAGGUGUCUAUCAUUAUUAUCGUUUAAUCACCGAAGUGAACCAGAUGUUCUUUUGUAAUUACCUAAACUCAUUAUAGCUGCCACACCGUUUUAAGCCUAAAUCUUUAUUUAUUAUUACAGUAUAUGUAAUUUUAUAUGAUUGUACAGUUGUACAUUUUCUGGAAAUCCAAUAAAGGUUCUACCAAAAUGU